AAGAGAAAGGGGUGACCACAACAAAACGCGUGUGGUGGGGGCAUUCAAAUUCCUAAUUACUUUUUCCACCCAAGCAAAUCUUAUUUAUACCCCCUCGUCUAUUUCAUAUUUUAUCUCUGAUUCUCUCUCUCUCUCUCUCACACACACACACCUACACAAACACACCCCAAUAUCAUCUUCACUUCUAUCUGUUUCUCCCUCUCUCUCUCUCCGUGUGUGUCGUAGCAGACCCCAAUAAAUCUAUCAGAUCUUCAAUACCCAGGUGAAGAAUUGCUUUAGAAAGUAGGGAAAUGAGGGAGGAAAUGCCGUACGGAACCGAAGAAGGUGAGGGGGAGGAAGUUGGGUUUCCUAUUAACACUCAUAAGAGAUUGGUGGUGGUGGGUUAUGCUCUUACGUCUAAGAAGACGAAGAGCUUUUUGCAGCCAAAGCUUGAAGGUUUAGCUAGAAACAAGGGGAUUUUAUUUGUUGCUAUCGAUCAUAACAGGCCCCUUUCGGAUCAAGGUCCUUUUGACAUUGUGCUGCAUAAGUUGUCAGGAAAAGAGUGGCGCCAGAUUCUUGAGGACUAUAGGCAAACACAUCCUGAAGUCACUGUUCUUGAUCCACCUGAUGCCAUACAACAUUUACACAAUCGUCAAUCCAUGCUCCAGGCUGUUGCUGAUAUGAACUUGUCUGAUUCCUAUGGCAAAGUUGGUGUUCCCAGACAGUUGGUUGUCAAAAGAGAUGCAUCGUCCAUACCUGAUGCUGUUGCAAAUAGUGGGCUGACACUACCCAUUGUUGCAAAGCCACUGGUCAAUGAUGGAAGUGCAAAGUCACAUGAAUUAUCACUUGCUUUUGAUCGAUACUCUCUCCAAAAGCUUGAACCUCCGCUUGUUCUUCAGGAGUUCGUAAACCAUGGAGGUGUUCUUUUUAAAGUCUAUAUUGUGGGUGAAGCUAUAAAAGUGGUCAGGCGUUUCUCUUUACCUGAUGUCAGUAAACGAGAGCUCUCCAAAACGGCUGGUGUAUAUCGUUUCCCCAGGGUUUCUUGUGCUGCAGCUUCUGCAGAUGAUGCAGAUCUGGACCCAGGCAUUGCUGAACUUCCUCCACGACCGUUACUUGAGAGACUUGCCAAGGAACUUCGCCGUAGACUGGGUCUGCGGCUGUUCAACUUGGAUAUGAUCAGAGAGCAUGGGACCAGAGAUCGGUUUUAUGUCAUUGACAUUAACUAUUUCCCUGGGUAUGGGAAAAUGCCAGAGUAUGAGCACAUAUUUACGGACUUCCUCUUGAGCCUGGUGCAGGCCAAGUACAAAAAAAGAUCUGGCUGAAAAACUUUUAAUUGACUCUCCUUGAGAACAAGGUGGGAGUCUGAUCACAGAUAUAGCAGAGCACCUCAAUAAGAUUCUGCAGGGCAAGGUUCCUUGCUUCGGUCCCACGUACAGUGACAUGUGUGGAUCCCUGCUGAUGGCCGAAGGAAGAUGUUCGGCCGCACAGUCAAGUUGCUAAUAGGAGAUGUUCCCCCCAGAAGAAUGCAUCAUGUACAGAGUUCUCAUGAGUCUAACUUGGCUCUGUUGAUUCUUUUUCUUUCUACCUGUUUCUGUCGUUGGUAGAUCAUGUAAGCAGCUGCUAAUUACAGAAUCUCAAAAGUUUGUUGGGUUAAUUUUUUGUCUGAUAUCAUUUCCAAUUUUAUAAUUGAUGCCUCUUCCAUAUAUUUUUUUUUUGGGGUUACAAUUGAACCCUACUUUUUCGUAGGUAUGAACCACUGGAAUUUUUAACCAUGGUUCCAUCUUCUCCAUUGAAAUGAAGCAACUUUUCAGAAAA
Molecule: messenger RNA, 1794 nt
Organism: Prunus persica (peach)
Lineage: Eukaryota; Viridiplantae; Streptophyta; Magnoliopsida; Rosales; Rosaceae
Product: inositol-tetrakisphosphate 1-kinase 3
Exons: 10
Coding region: 291-1301 (336 amino acids)
Biological process (GO): inositol trisphosphate metabolic process
Cellular component (GO): cytoplasm
Molecular function (GO): magnesium ion binding; ATP binding; inositol-3,4,5,6-tetrakisphosphate 1-kinase activity
Source: RefSeq, a predicted model, not a curated record